AUUUCAUUAUUUGAUUCUAUACAAAUUUCCCUUUAAAAUUUCUUGCAUAAAAUAACAAACUAUUUAUUUCUUAGAUUAGACCUUUUCCUUUAUAAACAUGAAAUUCUAUCCGAAUGCCGAUGUCUGGUUUUAUGUGGACAAGCCCGGCUGUUGGGGCAAGUAUCAGAAGUAUGCCCCACAUCACAGCUGGAAACUGCCAAUCAGACCCUUCACGCCAAAAGUAAUGUAUCAUUGGCGUGACCUUGAGGGCGUCAAAAUGGCGGAAAUAAAGCGCAAGGAUCUUUACUUUGAUAAGUGGCCCAAGUCGCGAAUUCGACCACAGGCCUGCCUGGGCAUGCUCUAUGCAACAGGACAUCGUUUCAUUAAGCUUAGCAUGGCGCCACCGGCUGGCUUCAAGUGUGCACCACUUCCCGUCAACUUGGUGACUGCCAAAUACGUUAAAUCUCAUUUACGCAAACUGAAAAAGCAGGCCAAACUGGCAAAGAAAAAAGAAAAGAAGGCUAAGAAAGAAGCUAAGAAAGCCGCGGACAAAUUAAAGAAUAGAGGAGCAAGGCGUGGAAGACAGUAAUCAAAAAUAUCAAUGUAAUCUGCUAAAAUUGGGAUAUUAUAUAAAACAAUAUUGCAAAAACUA
Messenger RNA from Drosophila montana, 631 nucleotides. RefSeq lists its product as uncharacterized. Bases 98 to 568 code for a protein of 156 amino acids. Lineage: Eukaryota; Metazoa; Arthropoda; Insecta; Diptera; Drosophilidae. The transcript has 2 exons. The record is from RefSeq and is a predicted model, not a curated record.